This is a messenger RNA of Gongylonema pulchrum, 297 nucleotides long. The record is from the annotation of a GenBank genome assembly. NCBI's taxonomy places the organism in Eukaryota, Metazoa, Nematoda, Chromadorea, Rhabditida, Gongylonematidae.
AGGAACAAUACAUGUUUGUCUGUUGAUAAAGUAAUCUGUUGCAGUCCGUAUCGAAUUGGCGGUGAUGUUGGUGGUGCAUUUUCGCUUGGAUUGGCUGGUGGAUCGGUAUUCCAUGCUCACAGCGGCUUCAGGAAUUCCCCCUGGGGCCACAAACUCGUCGGUAUCCUACGUGAGGUACGCACGAGGUCACCAGUGGUUGGUGGUCAGUUUGCUGCUUGGGGUGGCUUAUUUAGCGCUAUCGACUGCAGCCUUGUAGCUAUCAGAAACAAGGUUUGUUGCUCUUUAAAUUAUGCAUGA